CUUAAUCUGGCAGACCAGAAGGAACGGCGUUCCCUCCUCUCUCCCUGAUGCCAGUCGACUCUGUUUUCAGAACUAACUUCAUACUGUGAGAGGACCAGCAGAUAUGGACGGAAAACACAUUGCAUGGAUGUUGAUGCUUCCCGUACUGGUCCUCCCGGGUGUAACGGGGACUACGGAGUCAGAUUUGAAAAAUAUUGCAUGGAAGCUUGUUUUCUAUCAAAUGGAGGGAAAUGCCACCUAUGUGAGAGACAGAGGAGAACUGGCGUGAUGUUCCACAGAGACCACGUUUGAAUUCUGUGAUCCCCAAAAGAAUUUCACUUACACAAACUUCACCUAUACAUGGGACCUAGGAACGGAAGUGAUUAAAGGCACUGAGCCGGUUGUCCGCUAUUAUUACCCAGAAUCAGGAAACUACACAAUGUGGCUGAAAGUGGGAGCGAAUGAGACCAAAUAUGCAGCUCCGGUCACUGAGUUCUACUCCACAGAUGUUCAAGUGCUUGAUGCCAUCAAACACAUCGAACUGAAGGGGCCAUCAGAAUAUGAGGUGUCGCAGGACAGCAGACUGACUUUUCAUGUUGAUGGAAGUCCUCCCAUGUGGGCUUGCUGGCGUUUCCUCCACAAUUGCGUGCCAGACAUGACGGAGGGCUGCACGCUGACCAUGCUGUAUGAUAACAUGCUCAAUCUGAACCACACCUUCACCUCUGCUGGCUUCCAUUGUCUGGACAUCAGCCUCCGUAACGACGUCAGCAAGCUGCAGACCUCCUUUAGCCUCUACGUCAGGAGGAACAAUAGUGCCCAAAUUUUCUUCAUCCUGUCAUGUGCCGCCAUUCUCGCAGCAACGUUGUCCUUCAUCACAGUCAUCGCCUGCCGCCCUCAUCACCACAACAAAGCAAAGAUUUCUGCUUCCAGUAAUGCCCUGUUUCAGAAGAACCAAGACUCUGAUGGUCAAAGCUCAAUUCUUUUGAAACUCUCCAACAUGGAGAGAGGAGAGAAAGAGCCACUUCUGUCACAACAUGGGACUCAAUGCUGCUCUUAACCAGCACACUGCUUUUUUUUUUCCUGCCUUUCGUCUGUGUGCCCCAUUAGUGUGGCUACAUACACAUGCAUGCAUUUGGCAAAGGAAAAUGCACACUGUCACCCUGUAUAUCCUGCAUGUCUCAAUAUAGAUAUAUAUUGCUGAAAUGUGCAUGAUCAGGGUGCAAGGCAUCAUCGCUUGAUAUGGCAUUGUCUAAAAAAAAUAAGGUGCCUGCAUAUAUUUAGCACUAAGCCCUGAACUGGGUUAAUUAAUGGUUUCACUGCUAAUGUUCACUUGGCUAAUAGGUCAAACAUUGCAUUUGUCAUAAAAUAAUGAUGGCGAUCAAUUAAUGAGUCACAGGGCUCAGGCUGACAUU
Archocentrus centrarchus (flier cichlid) is the source of this 1391-nucleotide messenger RNA. RefSeq names its product transmembrane protein 130 (gene tmem130). NCBI's taxonomy places the organism in Eukaryota, Metazoa, Chordata, Actinopteri, Cichliformes, Cichlidae. The record is from RefSeq and is a predicted model, not a curated record. Gene Ontology annotation, cellular component: plasma membrane.